Molecule: messenger RNA, 1340 nt
Organism: Colletes gigas
Lineage: Eukaryota; Metazoa; Arthropoda; Insecta; Hymenoptera; Colletidae
Exons: 5
Coding region: 187-1326 (379 amino acids)
Biological process (GO): ubiquitin-dependent protein catabolic process via the multivesicular body sorting pathway
Cellular component (GO): ESCRT I complex
Molecular function (GO): ubiquitin binding
Source: RefSeq, a predicted model, not a curated record
CAUUAUAUUUAAUAUAAAUUAUUUAGUUAUAAGAUAUGCCAUUAUUCGUGUAUAUACUUGGAAACAUGCAGUGUUAUGUGUGAAAAGUUGUCUAGCAAUAUGAAAACUAGCAACAUAUACAAUAGCAUGAGGUUAUGAUAUAGGUUCUUAUAUGUAUCAGCCCAAUGUGAUUUAGUUGCAUCUUACAUGGAUGGAGUUCACGUUAAAAUCGCAGAGGCUUAUAAACCUCCAAGAAAAGUGUGUCUGCCAGCUGCGUAUAAUAAUAAACUGCCGGAUGUGUCAAAAUUUACUUAUGACUUUACUUUAGAACGAUCCGUGAUUGAAAAGAUGACAGAAUGGCGUAAAGUUAGACAAGCAAAUAACAAGGCACGGCAUGCACGAUUAGAUGAAAAAAGGAUGAGAGAAAAGAAAGAAUUUUCACCUCCUCCGCCACCUCCAUUACCUGAUACAACAAAACAAUUACCUGUAAAUGCACCUGCACCAGAGACUACAAUUCUAACACCACAGCCUUUAUCACCACCAGCUAAUGAUCUCCAAGAUCAUAUAAAAACGAAUGGUCUUAAUUUUGCUGAUUUUGAUAAUGAUACAAGUAGUCCGUUUGAUAAUAUGGAAUUAAAAACAAUUAAUGAUAUGGAAGAACUUGCUCAGGUGCUACAACCUACAUCUCAAUGGGUACCACUAGCAAAAUUAGAAAGUAUACUGAAUGAUUUAACUGUUGAUGAUCAGUCUGAUAUUCAUGUAGAAGAAAAAAGUGAUAAUACUAAAAAUGAAAUUAACGGUCAGGAAGAAGAAAAUGAUGAAGAAAAUGUUAAACAUCGUAGCGUGUCUGCAAUUGUACAAGAGCUUCAAAGAGAUUUAGAAAGACCUUUUAUGGAGAAUUGGAAACCUUGGCCAAAUUUAGAAACACCUGAUACCAGUUCUCGUGAAAUAAAAAAACAAGAAGAGCCGAUGGUAUUAAAUCAAGUCACUGUUAUGAAUUUACUAAUAGACUUAACAGAAGAAGACAAAAAAUUGGCUCAUCAUUUAAGCGAUAUGGGAUUUUCUGUAUCGAAAGCUGCCCGCGCUAUACGUGAUUUAGGCGGUCAAGAUAAUAAAAAAAUUGUAGAAUACUUAUUAGCAGUGCAAUCCUUAGAGGAAAUAGGAAUCCCCGGAGAAGAUGCGGAAAAAGCCCUUGCCCUUACAGAGUAUAAUCAAGACAAAGCCAAAGUUUAUCACGAAAAUCUACGUACUUUACGAGAUUUAGGUUUCCCUGAAGAAGAAGCAUCCGCCGCACUUCUAAAAUGUAACAUCGAUCGCGAUAGAGCUUUAGACUUUCUUAUAGCUUAAAUGCAAAAUUAUAU